UUGACUGGUUCUCAUCCGUUUCUAACGCGCCAAACACCCGGAACAGCACACCGCCGGUCUCCGCCAUCUCCAUCUCGCCGGUUUGCUAGUAGCGUUACCGCCGGUACGGAGGCUAGGUGUGGUUCCCAGUUCCCAUUUCCCUUCUUUCUCAUCUGGAAAUGGGGAAGGGACCCCGAUCAGAUCUAGAGGCGGCGACCUAUCCUGAUCGAGCCCCGCAGUACUUCUACCCGCCCCAGCCAAAGCCAUGGUUCCCCUGGCUCGUGCCCACAAUCUUCAUCGUAGAUGUGGCUUUGUUUGCGUACACCAUGUAUGUCAACGACUGCCCGUCCACAACCGGCAUCGAUCUCUGUGUUUUCCCUUCUCUCGGAAGGUUCUCAUUCCAGCCGCUCUCUCAGAACCCCCUCUUUGGCCCUUCUACCACAACGCUAGAACUAAUGGGAGCCCUUGAGUGGAGACUAGUGGUGAAGAAGGGUGAAUGGUGGCGCCUCUUCUCUUGCAUAUGGCUUCAUGCUGGAGCCAUCCAUCUAAUUGCUAAUAUGAUGAGCCUUCUAUUUAUAGGUGUCCGUCUUGAACAAGAAUUUGGAUUUUUGAAAAUAGGACUACUGUAUGUUCUUUCGGGCUUUGGUGGGAGCUUAUUAUCUUCCCUUAAUCUUCAGUCAGCCAUGUCAGUUGGUGCUUCGGGUGCACUUUUUGGGAUGCUAGGUGCCAUGCUUUCUGAGCUUUUAACAAAUUGGACAAUCUAUUCAAAUAAGGUCCCUUCUAACUAUAUCUUCUUUUGUAAAAUAUGUGAGCAAUUUACCCAUCAAGGUUGA
Molecule: messenger RNA, 812 nt
Organism: Nelumbo nucifera (sacred lotus)
Lineage: Eukaryota; Viridiplantae; Streptophyta; Magnoliopsida; Proteales; Nelumbonaceae
Product: RHOMBOID-like protein 5
Biological process (GO): proteolysis
Cellular component (GO): membrane
Molecular function (GO): serine-type endopeptidase activity
Source: RefSeq, a predicted model, not a curated record